AUGGCGCGGAGAUACGACUCCAGGACAACGAUUUUCUCGCCAGAGGGCCGUCUCUACCAAGUUGAGUAUGCUCUAGAGGCCAUCUCCCACGCUGGAACUGCUCUAGGCAUCCUAGCCAAGGAUGGGAUAGUUCUCGCGGCAGAGCGGAAGGUCACCAGCAAGCUCCUGGAGCAAGACACCUCUGCGGAGAAACUCUACAUCUUGAACGAUAAUAUGAUAUGCGCUGUUGCUGGGAUGACCGCCGAUGCAAAUAUACUCAUCAACUAUGCCCGCCAAGCUGCUCAACGAUAUCUGUUAACGUACAACGAAGAGAUCCCAUGCGAGCAGCUGGUACGUCGACUAUGUGACCUAAAACAAGGCUACACCCAACACGGUGGCCUGCGACCGUUUGGUGUCUCCUUUAUCUAUGCUGGCUAUGACCCUCUUCGGCAGUUCCAACUAUACCAGAGCAAUCCUAGCGGCAACUACGGGGGAUGGAAGGCUACUAGUGUCGGCGCCAACAAUGCUAGCGCACAGAGUCUCUUGAAACAGGACUACAAAGAGGAUUGUGAUCUGAAGGAGGCAUGCGGCAUGGCUGUCAAGGUGCUGAGCAAGACAAUGGAUUCCACCAAACUGAGCAGUGAAAAGAUUGAAUUUGCCACUGUCGGGAAGACGAAGGACGGUAAGAUCUAUCAUCACCUAUGGGGAGCCGAUGAGAUCGAUGCACUUCUCAAGGAGCAUGACCUUGCUAAGCCUGACGACCGGGAAACCGGAUAAAGCGGCUGGCCACAUCUUUCGAUUACAAGCACUUUCUACUGCAACGACGAGACGGCG
Molecule: messenger RNA, 813 nt
Organism: Microsporum canis CBS 113480
Lineage: Eukaryota; Fungi; Ascomycota; Eurotiomycetes; Onygenales; Arthrodermataceae
Product: proteasome subunit alpha type-4
Exons: 4
Coding region: 1-756 (251 amino acids)
Biological process (GO): ubiquitin-dependent protein catabolic process
Cellular component (GO): cytosol; nucleus; proteasome core complex, alpha-subunit complex
Source: RefSeq, a predicted model, not a curated record